GAAUCGGAAAUAAAUGAUGUUAUCUAAUGAAGGAACUAAAUUGUGGUAGUUAGUUACGGUCAGAUAAUGAUGUGCAGUAACAAUAUAUCUAACUACAAGCUGUUAGAAAUACUUAAAAAUGGAAAGGUUGGAACGGUUUACAAAGCAGAAGAUUUAAACAAUAAAUGCUUGGCUGUUAAAAAGGUUUCUGUGGAUCAGCCAAUGGAAAAGCUUAAACUAUUGUUUAACGAAGUUUUAACUGUUCGUCGGCUUCAACAUAGAAAUAUAAAUACUAUCGUCAGUUGUUUUUUGUACAAGCAGUAUGUUUAUUUGACCUACAAUUUUAUGUGUUUUGGAAAUUGUGAAAUGCUGCUAAAGAACGUGUAUACUUCUGGGUUUCCGGAGGUUACAAUUGCACUAAUUUUGAAGGAUGUAUUGUCAGCACUUACUUAUAUUCACUCCGAGCAUUAUGUUCAUGGAUCAGUAAGGGCUAAGCACAUACUCUUAAGUCCCAGAAAAGCUGUUCUAUCAAAUUUUAGAUACUGUCAAAGUUUUAUUAGUCAAGGUGAAAAAAAACAGUUUUUAUUUGGAUCAACGGUUGGAAUAGAAAAAGAGUUGUAUUGGACAGCACCAGAAGUUUUAUAUCAAAACCUUUCUGGUUAUACUGAAAAAAUAGAUAUUUAUUCCAUCGGAAUUACUUGUUGUGAAAUGGCAAACGGGUUUCAGCCCUUUAAAGACACAGAAUUAACAUACAUGUAUAUUGAAAAAGUGCGUGGAAGUCUGCAAGUGCUACUGGAUAAAAACAGCCUAUUGGAAAAUCAAGGUUCACUGGAGCACACAAAUAAACGGAUUGUUCGUGAUGUAAUUGUAAACAAAUCAUUUUCAGAAGACUUCCAUCAAUUUGUUGAGCUGUGCUUAAAUAAAAAUCCAUUGUCUCGAUGGGCAGCAUCAAAAUUAAUGACACACUCGUUUCUUAAGCAAUGCCGGAAUACCAGUCUUUUAGACCAAUUAAAAGACUUAGGCAAAAAAAUGUCAAAUUUUAAAAUAAAUGAACAGACCAAUAAUUCCAUCUGAGGAAAUUGCACACCACACUGUGAACUUUGGUGAAUUCAAAGGAGGCCUUUCAAGCAAUUUUCGAGGGUUGGUGUCAGCCCAGUAGCGCAUGUUUUGUUUGUUAACCGACCCACAUAAAUGAAAAUGGGCUUCAUCACUAAAAAAAAAAAAACAAUAGACACACGCGUUCAUCCGAGAAUUGAAGUCACGUUCUGAAAGUUCUUGUACUAUCGCCAUCUUAUACGGAUGAAAUUGAAGAUCAUCAUGAAGAAUUCUUCUUACAGAACGAUCGGAUAGUCAAAGGGGAGAUGUGUGUUUGCACGCAGAACGCCGUUGAGAUCGCAAUAUUGACGCUCUCACUACAUCAAUGUUCUCAGGUGAUCUAACGGGUCGAGGGACUCCAUUUCUUCGUUUUGACGCCCUUACAGUUUGCCUGAAUGUAGUGACCCAUGUAACAAUUGAUUUGCGGUCUGAGACGGGAGCCAACGGGGCUAAAUUAAAGCGAUUCCGAAAUGCACGCUGUGUUUAAUUAACCGACCAUCCGCUUGAAAAGUAUGCCUCAACGACAAAGGCGCGAUCCUCACUAUUUCAACGCAUGACAGAGAUUGAACCGUGUCGGGAUAAAACUUUACAGUAGCCCCUCUUGAACGGGACCACCAGCGUUCCGUUAAGACAUCAACUAAAAAAAUAAGAUGUGCUGUCGCACCCUGUAUAUUACCAUAAUCAAAUCAAACACAUACUAGUCUUACCGUUAUUAUGUUUAUCUAACUGAAUGAAAACUGAUGAAAAUAAUCUGAAUGAACAAAAUAAAUUUUUAUAUGAAGUUUGAAUAUUAUAUAUAUAUUAUAUAUAAACAUAAUCAAAGCAAAACAAUUACUAGACGAACUAUUACUAUGUUUAUUUAAGUGAACCUUUUAAAUUCUUUAUUUGAUUGAACUAAUUAUCUUCCCCAAAUGCUGCUGCAAUAAAAGAAUAGGAAUACAAUCAUUAAAAAACGCACGGACUCGUCUGAAAGUAAUUUUUCAUUUUAUUACAUUUUUAAUCAAUUUGUAUCAGUGUGAUUUUUGAGGUGGUGUGCUGAAAAUACGCUGUGUGUGUAUUACACACUUCUGCAAAGUCUACUUCUUGACUCCGAAAUCCAAAAUUUUGUGGUGCACUUUCAAAUAUCUCAAACCGGCAUCUUGCAGCUCGACAAAAAAUAGCUUUAUUAAGUUUACAUACUUUAUUUCCAUCAUACUGGAUUAAAACAUUUGGAAUCGUCAUACAAAUUUCAUCUUUUAGUGCUCCGUUUAAAACGGCUGUUUUGACAUCCAUCUGAUGGAUCAGUAAAUUAUAUUAUUUUGAAAAAGCUAAAAGAUAUCUAAAUUUGCAACUGGUGCAAAAGUCUCAUCAUAACCCAUCAUAUAUUCUAUAUACCAAUAUAUGUAUAGUAACAUAUCCAUACUACACCCACAACUCCCCAACCGCACACACAAUUGUAAACACUCACACACACACAUUAAUGACUAAGUACAAAAUGUAAUCAAAGAUCGAGAGCCCUUCGAUUAAGAUAAGCUAUUAUUUAUGCACAGCAUCAUGUUCCAAAGUCUAGACUCUGUGGUGAGCCAACGUCACCUAAACAUUCGAUCACUUGGCGAGGAAACUGAAAUAACAAAAACUUCCGCCCACACAAUCAUCUCAGGAUUCUCUAAUUACUCCAAUUUUUCGGGAGCUCCUUUCUUUACGGGAGAAUAGACGUUUAUAACUUUAUUCUUUUAAACUUCCAAUCCAAUCUGCCUUUAUAAACGCAAACAUGUCUCCAUGAGUUAGUUAAGUACUGAGUACGCUAUCAUUUGCGAUAAGCUCACUUCAACUUCGAAGUCCAUUACCCAACCUAGUGAUAAUCCAAAGGCUCUAGUUCUUCCUAUAUUGGAAUUAAUAAAAACGUUUAAUAAUACAUAAAAAAA
This is a messenger RNA of Drosophila simulans, 2978 nucleotides long. RefSeq names its product putative serine/threonine-protein kinase STE20-like (gene Stlk). Gene Ontology annotation, molecular function: protein kinase activity; ATP binding. The record is from RefSeq and is a predicted model, not a curated record. Lineage: Eukaryota; Metazoa; Arthropoda; Insecta; Diptera; Drosophilidae. The transcript has 4 exons. Gene Ontology annotation, biological process: protein phosphorylation. Bases 67 to 1053 code for a protein of 328 amino acids.